Messenger RNA from Oncorhynchus keta (chum salmon), 20727 nucleotides. It is a transcript of the gene zzef1, whose product is annotated as zinc finger, ZZ-type with EF hand domain 1. NCBI's taxonomy places the organism in Eukaryota, Metazoa, Chordata, Actinopteri, Salmoniformes, Salmonidae. The record is from RefSeq and is a predicted model, not a curated record. Gene Ontology annotation, cellular component: postsynapse. Gene Ontology annotation, molecular function: calcium ion binding; zinc ion binding; ubiquitin-like protein ligase activity. Gene Ontology annotation, biological process: protein ubiquitination; regulation of synaptic plasticity.
AAGGCUGAGAACCUUUACCAUUUAAGGUUUUGUUAGUCCCAAAUGCAAAAUAAUCCUCGCUAUGAAAUUAUACGUUUGAUAAAAUGCCUGUCUAUGCAUGUCAUUUAAUUUGUAGCGUAUACAUUUUUUAAUAUUAUAUCAUAGUCCUCAUGAAUUGUGUUUGCCACCCAGAUCGCUGACAUGUACAUUCCAUUUAAUCCGGGCCUAUAGUACGGUCCUCUUGUUGGGGAUUUGUUAUAUGUAACAAUUGGUAUUGCCUCAAUUCAGGACCAGAUUAAGCAAAGUCCUUGACUAAAAAGCAAUUUCAAUGAAAAUGUUGAUGCCUUCUUCAAAUCCAGAACUAGGUUUAUUAAUCUGUGUCAAGAAAACAAGGCAUUUAUUAUUAUUUUUUCUGAUUCUUGAUUUCAAAACCUAACAGGUGCACUUUAUCAAGAUUACAUGUCAUUUCUGAUCAUAAGGGGAGAGAAUGUGAGAAUGAGUUGGUGGUUGCCACUGGCCUUUCAGUGGUCUGUUAAAUUGUACAGAUAAAUGUAUAAUAUUUUUGACCACUACAACUGUUUUGUACUUAAUGCAUUUAGCUUUUUUUGUAAUUGUGACAACUGAAAUAUUUGCCUCUGUUAAUCUUUUAUGCACAUUGUUUCAGUAUGCUCAGAUAUCUAGCCUGUUUCUUCCUUUCGAAAGGGAGGACGAGUUUACAUAAAGGUCAUCAAAUAAGAACAGGAUCUUGUUUUUGGCUCUGUACUUUAAAUACAAACAUGUCCAAGACUAGCUGCUUUUAGCAACGUGAGUGUAUUUAGCAUACACUAGCAUUUCUCUCAAUUGUAUUGGGUUGCACAAAAACAGUAAGCGGGAAACCAGAAGUUAAAUACAAUUCCAUUUCAACUUACUAUUCCGGUGGGCAGGGUGAUUGGGUUCAUUUGAAAAUAUCUAAAGGAUCGUAUUAUCAAAAGGACUUUCCAAUCGUGUGUUUCUUGUUGACCAACUUCCAUUCUGCUUACGUCAUGUUAAAAUAAAAGUCCUAUACAUGUGCCAUGUGGACAAUAAAGGAAUACAUUUUGGGGGACUUUUAUUUUUGACAGGUUAGAGAGGAAGUGGGUCUACAACAGACCCAACGUUUGGCAAGUCUGUUUCAUUUUUUAAAUAUUUUUUUAUUUGACCUUUAUUUAACCAGGUAGGCCAGUUGAGAACAAGUUCUCAUUUACAACUGCGACCUGGCCAGGAUAAAGCAAAGCAGUGCGACAAAAACAACUUCAUGGCACAUGUUCGCUCCUGUCCUUUGUCUUAACCACAAAUUAUUGUUCUCUGACAAUUACCAGUUAGAUGGAAGUACAAAUGUGUUUUAUAAAACAUGUUUCUUUUUAUGUGGGGUCAAUUGAAGAAAAAUAUAAACACAAGACAUUUUCAAAUAUUUUACUGAGUUACAGUUCACAUAAGGACAUCAAUUGAAAUAAAUAAACUAGGCUGUAAUCUAUGGAUUUCACAUGAAUGGGAAUAUAGAUAUGCGUCUGUUGUUCAGACCCCCCAAAAAAAAAAAAAAUACAAGCAUAUCACUACACAAGCAUUAACAUAUGCUGUCCAUGUAUAUGUGACCAAUGCAUUUUUAUUAUCUGAGUUGAAAAGAGGGGCAUGGCUCAGAAAUCCAGUCAGUAUCUGGUGUGACCACCAUUUGCCUCAUACAGCGCAACACAUCUCCUUUGCAUAGAGUUGAUCAGGCUGUUGAUUGUGGCCUGUGGAAUGUUGUCCCACUCUUCAAUGUAUCUGCGAAGUAUAUUGGCGGAAACUGGAACAUGCUGUUUAUCCAGAGCAUCCCAAACAUGCUCAAUGGAUGACAUGUUUGGUGAGUAUGCAGGUCAUGGAAGAACUUUGACAUUUUCAGCUUCCAGGAAUUAUGUACAGAUCCUUGCGACAUGGGGCCAUGCUUUAUCAUGCUGAAAUAUGAGGUGAUGGCGGCGGAUGAAUGGUGUGACAAUGGUCCUCAGGACCUCGUCACGGUAUAUAUGUGCAUUCAAAUUGCUAUCAACAAAAUGCAUUUGUGCUCAUUGUCUUUUGCUAAUGCCUGCCCAUAACAUAACCCCACGCCAACAUGGGGCACUCUGUUCACAACGUUGACAUCUGUAAAACGCUUGCCAACAAGAUGCCAUACACGUCUGCGGUUGUGAGGCUGGUUGGACGUACUGCCAAAUUCUCUAAAAUGACUUUGGAGGCUUAUGCUAGAGAAAUUAACAUUCAAUUCCUGCAGUCAGCACACCAAUUGCAUGAUCCCUCAAAACGUGAGACGUCUGUGGCAUUGUGUCAUGACAAAACUGCACAUUAAUGGCCUUUUAUUAUCCCCAGCACAAGUUGCACCUGUGUAAUGAUCAUGCUGUUUAAUCAGCUUCUUGAUAUGCCACACCUGUCAGGUGGAUGGAUUAUUUUGGCAAAGGAGAAAUGCUCACUAACGGAUUAAUUACAAAUUUUUGCACAAAAUGAGAGAAAUACACUAUUUGUGCAAAGAACAUUUCUGGGAUAUUUUAUUUCAGCUCAUGAAACAUGGGCCCAACACUACAUGUGGCAUUUAUAUUUUGAUUCCGUGUAGUAUAAAACAUUUCCCUUCUAUUCCUAAUUAUUGAGUGUACAGUAUUUGGCCAUUUGCACUUGCAAUUAGUUGACAUAUUGCAUAUUAAUUAAACUAAAAUGUACUUGCAUAAAGAACAGAAACCAUUCAACAGAGGUUAUUUUCAAACUGACAAUCAGAUACCCAGUCAUUCUAAUUCAGAACUCUUGGGAAGUUUUAGAUAACAGUAUAUAGGCCCUUGUAGAUAGUCCGUGUGUGAGGUGGCCCAGCCUUCACAGAGCCCCCUUUUGUCUAACCUCACCCUCUACUCUCUGACAGGACAUGACUCAGCGUGAGCGGGGGGCAGCCCUCAUAAUCCUGGAUGUUAGGGUUUUUCACUGUGGAGGAGUUCUGGACACAUACACAGUGAGAGCUGCCCGAGCCAGGAGAGAACAGUACCCUCGGUACGCCGGCCUAGUCUCUCUGCACUCCACCACUGAGGAGAGAAAAGAACAGUCCAAUCAGAGCUACGUGCUUAAAAAUACACUUCCCUGGUAAUGCUUCCAGAGCAUAGACUGAUCUCUAUGAUGGCUGUGAAUGCUUCUAUCCAUACUAGUUGAUAGGAGGCAACGAUUAAUGUUAUUUAGGCUUGAGUUAGCGCCCCCUAGUGUAUGAUAUCCUUCAGCAUGUUAGGGCCCGCACACAUUGCCACCAUCAACUUUAGGCUAGUAAAUACAAUGGCCGUGGUCGACAACAUCAAAUCCAUUGUAUAUUUUUGAUUGUUACUGACUGAUACACAUAAUAAAAGAGUAGUUACUUAUGAUUCAGGGUGAUUUGUAGAUCAAUCAGUCGGUAGUUGCCUGAACUUCCGACUGCAAUGUCAAACAUGCACAAAGUUUCUCUGUGCACCAUGAUGUCAGUUCCUCUUGGUGGAGCACCAGACCUGUCCUCUCCUGGCAGCACUCCACUCUGAGUUGCUGGCUGGGAGGUGUUACUUCUCAGCCUGGGCUUGGUCCUUGAGUGUCUGCCCCUCCUCCAGGGCUGCCUCCACCUGCAGCAAGGCCUACAGGCAUUGCAGCAUGGCCUACAGGCAUUGAUACCCACCCAUAGGAUUGUAGUCCUUGUGAUAGAAGGUCAGCCAGUCUUACAGGGACACCACCUGAGUAGAGGUCAGACUGGACACAUCAUCAGUCAGACUGGUAUCUGUAAAGUCCCCAGUGACAAAGGCCAGAGAGGGAGCAUAAAAUGAAUUCACAAGUCUGCCAAAAUCUGUAUCUUUUUAUUUUUUAUAUUUCACCUUUAUUUAACCAGGUAGGCAAGUUGAGAACAAGUUUUCAUUUACAAUUGCGACCUGGCCAAGAUAAAGCAAAGCAGUUCGGCACAUACAACGACACAGAGUUACACAUGGAGUAAAACAAACAUACAGUCAAUAAUACAGUAUAAACACGUCUAUAUACGAUGUGAGCAAAUGAGGUGAGAUAAGGGAGGUAAAGGCAAAAAAAGGCCAUGGUGGCAAAUUAAAUACAAUAUAGCAAGUAAAACACUGGAAUGGUAGAUUUGCAGUGGAAGAAUGUGCAAAGUAGAAAUAAAAAUAAUGGGCUGCAAAGUAGCUAAAUAAAUACAGUAGGGAAAGAGGUAAUUGUUUGGGCUAAAUUAUAGGUGGGCAAUGUACAGGUGCAGUAAUCUGUGAGCUGCUCUGACAGUUGGUGCUUAAAGCUAGAAGUGUAUUUUUUUAAGUGUCCGCGGCAUUUUGAAGUGUAUUUGCAAUAUAAUAUUGUACAUGUUUUCAUGUACAUGUAAUGCUUGUUCUCACUGCAGGUCUUAAAGCUCAAAUCAUUUAAAAAAAUCAGUUUUGGUAAAUAGCAUGAGACAAGUGACAAUUUGGAUUUGCAUGUGUUCAGACAGCAGUCAGUUGUCAUAGUAACAACGGGUGUGCGCUCAGUGGUGUAGACUGAUUGCUGGUGAUGCUCAGGGUUCCUAUCACGCAAGAGGUUAUGUUGCAAGCUAAGGUGACAACAAUGCCUGCCACGGAUGCGUCCCAGUUGCCUUGAAUGUUCAAAAAUCAGUGUAAGAGCACUUCUAAAGCCUUAAAGGAUAAGAUGAUGCAACUUUCAAAUGGAGUCCUUUUUUGGCUAGCCAAAUCAUUCAACUAAGUUAGCUGGCUAGGUAGAGAAAAUCACCUGUAAAGAAAUUAUAACCACCGCUAGGUCCAUAGUGCUUCAUCCCUUUUUCUACAUCGAACACCUGUUUUAGGAAUAAAUUGUAUUGGUCACAUACACGUUUUGCAGAUGUUAUUGCGGGUGUAGCGAAAUGCUUGUUUUUCUAGCUCCAACAGUGCAGUAACAUCAGUGAUCAGUGAUAUUUUGAUGCCAAACCUUCCUAUUUUCUGUUCUAUCUACAACAAGCUGCAUUGCACUUUUUGUAGACCUUUUAGCUACGGUUUCUGUCACGAGUUGAUAUAUGAAUAGGACCUGCUCUGUGCAGUAACAUCUAACAAGUAAGAUCUAACAAUUUCACAACAAUACACACACAUUUAAAGUAAAGGAAUGGAGUUAAGAAUAUAUACAUAUUUGGACGAGCAAUGUCGGAACGGCAUAGACUAAAAUACAGUAGAAUAUAAUAUAUACAUAUGAGAUGAGUAUGUAACAAAAUAUGUAAACAUUAUAGGAUGGACAGGUAAAGGCCCUUGCUGUUCUCUCCGUUGUACAGAGAUAACUCCUCUUUGGUUAUGCGCUGCUCAGGUGGUGCAUCGUCAGUGAUGUGGGCACAGUCCUGGUGUAGUAAUAGUAAAGAUGUUCUCAACUGUGGUAUUAGUAUUGCCAGUAAUACACAAAUAAAUGAAAUGAUAAACCCUAGCAUUAUGUCGAAGCCUUCGCAGCUCAGCUAUUCCUUGUCAUGUGCCGUUACAUGUUUGUCAAUUAAUUAAACAUGUUUAAAAAUAAUCGCCGUUUAUGUAUUUUUAUUUCCGGGUAUGCGUUUAAUCCACAGCGCAUGCUCACAUCAGUGCAGAGUUACAAACCACAUAGUUUAUUUAGCUCCCUGGUUUGGCUUGGUGUCCGCACGUUCAGCAAUGCACGGUAUAAUCGUGAAUCUGAGAGUUGUGUACUGCAGCUAUAUCAUGAAUACUUUUAUAUAAGAAUAGGCCUACAUCAAAUAUUGUUUCCUAUAUGCAUCUACGCUAUUUCAUGAUCCGGGCCUAGAACGUACACCUCCGCCCAUUGGGUCCAAAGUUUCUGAUGACGUAGCGAGCGAUCGAGUUGGGCACGUACUGAACGUCAAUGCGGUAGUGGAACGAAACGGAAGAACACAGGUUGGAAAGGGCUGUGGAUUUUUCAAUCCCGUUCACAAAACUGUCUCCAACCGGACCUCUACGAAUUUUAGGAAAGCCAGAGGCCGCUAUACAACAUGGGAAACGCAGAGAGCGGCUGCGGAGGUGGUAGUGGGGACGAGGAGGAUGUCGAAGCCGAGAGCCCCGGGUUCGCGGAAGGCAGUCCGGCCUCUGCGGCCACGGGCGUCGGCGUUGCUAACAGUGGAGGCUCUGGUUCUGGAAGGAGUGGAAGGGGAUCGAAUAACCCUCCAGUGCCGGGCUGCGGACCACCUACCCCAGGGGUGCUUUUAGAGCAGGUCAAACUGAGGGAGGCGGCGGCCCGCAUUAGCGACUCGGGGGUCGCCAUUCCUGAGUCGGUCCUGGCCGGGAAUGAGGGCGUCCUGGUGCGGUGGCUCGAGGACCGGUUGAGCCGGGGAGAGGAGUCUGUAAAUGUGGAACAAUUUUGCGAGAUGCUCGAGAGCCGAGACGCUCCGCGAGAUGAGUGCGAAGAGGCCUUUGGUCAGUUUGACGCAGAGGGAGAUGGAGUGGUGGACGUUGAGAACAUGCUGAUGGCUCUGAAGAACUCCAACGGGGCCAAUCUACAGGGAGAGCUGAGUCACGUGAUCCGACAACUCCAGGCAUGCACCCUAACCCCAGGAUUCGUUGACAUAUUCUCCAAGUCCAAAGACCGGUUGGGAGCGCACGCCUCAAAGAUCCUGAAGUUCCUCCACAGGAACCGUAUUCCCAGUAGUGCCAUCCCUUUCCCUGUUCUAGAGGGAUACAACAGCAUUUGUACCAUGAGGUCUACCGUGGUGCAGGACUUCCUGGAGUUCCUCCUUCAGAAGGAGAAAGACUUAGACAUCCAGUACAGGGCAGAGUUGAACCGGGACCCAGAGGUGGAUAAAGUGAAGGUGGUCACACAGUGCUACAACUUCAUAGAAGCUUCGUCCAAUGCCGCGGACAUUCACAAGAUGACCAACGGAGAGACUGUGACCUUCUGGCAGUCAGACGGCAGCGCCCGCUCACACUGGAUAAGGUUGAAGAUGAAGCCAGAUGUGGUGCUGCGUCGCCUGGCCAUCGCAGUGGCAUCCAACGACCACAGCUACAUGCCCCAGCUGGUGUCGGUGGCCGUGGGCAAGAACCGGCGAUCGCUGCAGGAGAUCAAGGAUGUGCGCAUCCCCUCCAACGUCACAGGUUACGUGGCCCUGCUGGAGAACGCCAACAUCACUCACCCCUACAUCCAGAUCAACAUCAAGCGGUGCCUGAGUGACGGUUGUGACACGCGGAUCCACGGGCUGAAGACCCUGGGCUACCAGAUCACCAAGAGUAAAGAGGUGUCUGUGUCUGAUGCCUCGGCUAUCUGGUACCUGUCACUGCUCACCUCCCUGGUCACAGCCUCAAUGGAGACCAACCCUGUCCUGGCACAGACUGUCCUACAGAGCACACAAAAAGCCUUAAAGCACAUGCCACCACUCCUAACGCCGUCGUCCACCGAGUUCCCCAAGUUCUUCUCCAUGAACAUCCUCGAGGAGGUGGACGGGUUCCUGCUCAGAAUAGCAGAUUGCUGUGUGACCCCUGAUGCAGAACUGACUCUUUUGGCCUUUGCCCUGGCCCGGGGCAGUGUGGCUAAGAUCCUCCAAUCCCUGUCUGGUAUCAGUGAGCACCUGGAGGCAGAGUACAGAGCCUCGUCCCUCAUCUCCUCCAUGGCCUCAGUCAGACUGCGCCUGCUCUAUCGCAACGGGAAGACCCUUCAGUUGCACCUGCAGGCCUGUGAUGUGAAGGGCAAAGAGGAGAAGUCGGGACCAGAGAACAUGCUGACUGAAUCCGCCGCCACUGGAGACGGGUUUCUUACAGAAAGUGGUAAGAAGAGAGCUAGCGUGAUCCUGUCUACAGAAGACCAGAGCAACUUCCAGGUCACUCAGAUGAAGGUUAAAGUCCGUAAAGGUGCCAUUGGAGCAAAGUGUGGCCUGGUGUUUGCCUACAGUGAAGGAGACACCUUUGAUGCAGAAAAACACUUCAAGAGGUUUAAGAAGUAUGACUCCUGGAACUACAAGGACUACAAGGAGUUUGUGCAAGACAAUCUGAGGAUUCCACUGCAGGCGGAGGAUGAGCCCAUUGGCUGGUUUGAGCUGGAGGAUGACUGGAACGAUGUGGAGAUCAAACUGCAGACUUGUCGCGUUGCAAAGUUCCUGAUGGUGAAGUUCCUGUGUGCGCGGCAGGACAGUGCAGAGCGUCUGGGCGUCCAGUCUCUGUCCUUUAGUGGGUACCUGUGUCCCGGGGCCGAGAGGCUGGAUGAUCUGGACGACCUGAGCCCACAAGGAGAUGGCUCAGAGGGGGACACGGUCACUGGACUCACCCUGCUCAAGAAGACCCUUUUCUUCAUCCAGCAGCUCACACGAGACAUGGUAGCCACUGAUGUGUCCCUGUUCAAGCAGAAGUUUCUACUGGAUUUCAGUGGCCUCAACCUCAUCCUGUUCUGGAGCUUCUAUAACAAACUCCGGGAGAUUGAGGGAGAGGAGGUGAUGAAGAGCAGAGUGCUGGUGCUCCAGCUGCUCCAGAACUGUUUCGCCGUGCUGCCCAGCCCCAGCUCGCUGGAAUUCAGGGGCCUAGAGGAGAGCAGGGGGACUGAGGAUGGAGCAGUAACCUCAGCAUCAGCCUCCGCAUCCCCAUCCAGCAGUAGCGAGCCAGACUCUGCCAGGGCAGUGUGGGAGCUCUACACCCACCUCUGUCAAAUUGUAGAUGGUCCGGAAGCUGAGGGGACAGUGGACAAAGCCCUGAGGAAGGAGGCAGUGAAAGCCGUUCUGAACGGAGCGGCCAUCUUCUUCCCAGACAAACAAAGCAGAAGAGACAAACUCUUCCACAUGAUGAAAAACAUCACAGAGGAGGAUCAGCCAGAGUCUGUGAAGUUGACGUUUGAAUCGCUUUGUAAUUACUUCAGUGACCAGGAUCCCAGUGGCCUUCUCCUGCUCCCUCCUAAAGGAGCUCCUUCAGACUUUGACAUCAGCCCCAUCCUCAGUGUCAUGGAGACCUUGCUACUGGUGGCCACUCGGGAAUGUGAGGUGAUGAUGGUGGAUGUGAGUGGCGGGGCCAGCAGGAAGGUGCUACUGUCUCUGUUCUGGGCUCUGCAGGGCAGCCUGCUCUCCUGGUGUUACCUGCAACUCAAAGGAGGGGCUGCUGCAGCCCCCACCGCUGCAGACCUGGCCAGAGAUAUUCUCCUCAAAUAUGUGGAUCAGUUCCUGGGCAGCACUAAGACCGUGCUGGGAGACCUGCUGCAGAGAUACAGUGGAGUUGAAAUCACUGACAAACUCAAUGGAUCCAUCCUGGCCAUGGCCACCAGACAGAUGAUGAUCUUCUUGUUGGAGCUGUGUUUCCUGGACAUCCCUCACUGUAUUCUGCUCACCAGUUUCUCCUCUCUGGUUGUGCUGCUGAAAAACCUCUCCAGUGAAACGGCAGACAUCUUCUCUAAGGUGGACCUGGAGAGCUGCCAGCAGCCCCAGCAGCCGGUGGUCCUGAGGACCUGGAACAUGGAGUCUCCUCAUAACUACGAGAACAGCAGACACGAGACCACGAUCUUCGCCUGCCCCGGGGCCACUUCCUUCGAGGUGGAGUUUGACGAACGCAGUGAGACAGAGAAGAGAUACGACUACCUAGAGUUCACAGACGCCAGAGGAGGGAAGGUCCGCUACGACAUGAAGGUCGGGACUGAGAAAUGGCCAAAGAAGGUGACGUUUGAGGCUGGACCCCAGCUGCAGUUCCUGUUCCACUCAGACAGCAGCAACAACGAGUGGGGCUAUAAGUUCACAGUGACGGCCCACGGCCUGCCUGAUAUCACUGUGUCCUGGAUGUCAGACCUACAGCUCCUGGUGGCCCGACUCAUGGGCCGCCUGGCCUCCAGAACCAUGGCCCUCAAAUCACCCCACGAGAUCCGCAGUGUGAAGGAGCUUCCUGCUGGGAAGAUGGCCCACGUCCUGUCCUCUCCUCUGUGGAAGCCUGUCUUCAGACACGGACUCAUUGAAUCUCCCCACGUCCACACAGAUGAGGUGAAGACAUGCCAGCCAGGUUGUUCUGAUUGUUUCAUGAGAUUCUGUGACGACUUUGGUCACUGGAACCCGACAGAGGAGCCACUAGACAGCAGGACUCAGUUGAUGAAAAGCCUCAUGCUGGCCUGCAAGAAGCAGCCAAUUAGGAAUGAGAUAGUUGCGGGGUGGAAGGCUGACAUGGCGGUGAAUGCCAUCUUUGCAGCCAUGAUUUACCACACGCCAGCCCUCAACCAAGCUCUCAGGAUCUAUGUAGCCAACCAGGGUGGUCAGGCGAGUCUGAGUGAAGACUUUGUGCAGGUCUUCUCACUGGCUGAGAGCAUCAAAACAUGGAUGUUGGAGAUGAAGCAGCGGUAUCUGGUGGGCAAAAUGAAUGUCUCUGAGGAGGAGAAGGAGGAGGGCCACUGUGAAGUAACCAUGGAUGGUCUCGCUGAAAAGGUCCUUGGGAAGGCCAAUCUUUUGUUGAGAUUCCCCCCCAGUGGCGCUUCUUCUCGCUUGGACACCGACUUCUCCAGGGUAGCAGAGGGCAGCGCUGUCCUCCUCCGCUCCACCUCCAUAUCAGAGGGGGACUUCCAGCCGAGCACCUCGUUGGGAACCCAGUCCUCCCAGGCAGCAGGCUCUGAGGUGGGGGGCUGUGAGGCAAGGUCUGGAGCUGUGGGCCCAAUGCCUGGACCAGGCUGCCCUCAUUCUUUCAGGGUCCAUCCCCAAGGUUCGACAGCUUCUGACCCAGGGCCGGGCCCAUCCAGCCAGGGCCUCCUGGGAUCCACAGAGAGCCUGUCUUACCAGCCAGGGGCAGCAGAGCCUGCCUCCCCCUCCACCUUCCCCCGGAAGGCUCCCUCCUUCAGCCGGGGCCGCCUCCGCCUCCUCUCCUUGCGCUCCGUGGAAGAGCCUCGCUCUGCCCCCUCUAUCAAGGAACGCUACCCUCUCCUCAAACACAUCAUCAACUUCAUGAAGGACCAGACACUGACUACUGUCAGUGUCCGGCAGACGCUGUCCUUGAACAAGGCCCAGGCUCAGAGUGUGUGUAAGGUACUGGAGACGGUGCAGCAGUGUUUACUGUCUCUGGGGAAACCACACCUCUUCCAGGCCCCCUGCAUUCUGUUCCUACAGGAACUGCUGGCCUGCCAGAAAGACUUCACCAGUUAUUUCUCCCAGUUGUCUGGAAGUGGACAGGAGCUGAGAGAGAAGGUGAGGAGGUCCUACCAUCGACUAGUCCUCAUGCUGGUGGAGGCAGUACAAGGCUUCAGCAGUCUCAACGAGAAGGUCCUGCUGCCUGCCCUUUCCUGUGUUCAGACAUGCCUGCUGCAUCUCCUGGACAUGAGCUGGGAGGUGCAGGACCUCCCCCUGUUCCUCCAGAUCAAACUACCUGACCUCCUCCUCACCAUGUCCCAGGAGAACAUCAGUGUGCACGACAUUGCCAUCAGUCAGUGGACGGAGGAGGAUGAGAUAGCAGACUACAAGAAGAACCGGGACUGGAUGGACGAGUGUGUGGACGGGAUGUUUGAGAAGUGGUAUGACAAGAUUGACGAGGAGGGUUCCAUGGAGGACAGGAGAAAGAUGCACAUGUUCAUAGCUCGUUAUUGCGACCUGCUCAACGUGGUGAUCUCCUGUGAUGGCUGUGAGAGGAUGGCCCCCUGGCACCGCUACCGCUGUCUGCAGUGUAUGGACAUGGACCUGUGCAAGACCUGCUUCCUCAGUGGUGCCAAACCUGAGGGUCACGAGGACGACCAUGAGAUGGUGAACAUGGAGUAUGCGUGUGACCACUGCCAGGGCCUCAUUGUGGGCAGCAGGAUCAACUGUAAUGUCUGUGAAGACUUUGACCUCUGCUUUGGCUGCUACAAUGCCAAGAAAUACCCCGACAGUCACCUCCCGACCCAUCGGAUCACCGUCUGUCCCAUGGUGACCAUCAGGAUCAGUGACCGCCACCGUCUCAUCCAGCCCUACAUCCACAACUACUCCUGGCUGCUGUUUGCUGCCUUGGCCCUGUACACCUCAGACCUGAGCAGCGAGAGACAGCAGGAGGGGGAGCCUCUGGGGCCAGACACCCUGACCCAGGCCUCUGCCCUGCAGACACGCUGCUCACAGCUCAUUACCGAGUGCCUGCUCAAGGGACAGACUGGCAAAGGUCUGCGGUCCUCUGCCCUGCUGUCCCUGCUGGCCUCUAAUGAGUCAGAGAGUGAGCUGUGUCCUGAGUCACCCUCCCAGGAGCUCAGCAUCAGCACCACCACAGAAGACACAUCCUCUCUGCCUGGCUCCACCACUGCUAUCUGCUCACCACUGCCCUCUAGGGACAAGAGAAAAGCCCAGGGGAAGGAGAAGGAGGUGCUGUCUCCCCCUGCUGCCCUGGAGGUGUGCUCCACGUCAGAGGGAGAAGGAGGACAGGAGAAGGGGAAGAAGAAGCUGGUGAAACAGGACACCCUAGACUCGUCCAGCCUCAGCCAGACCCCGUCUCUGUCCAGCGAGGGAACACUCUCUCCCGUGAUCAGAGCUACAGAGUCGGUCUCAGAGACCAUCACCUCUCCAACGCCUGAGGACAUAGAAGAGAUGAGAGAGAUGAUGAAGGAGAGGGAUGAGAAGAUGGAGAAGAUGGCCAAGGUGCCCAUCCAGGAGCAUGUGUUUGCAGAGUGCUCCAGAGAGAGGAUCCUGGGGCUGCUAGCUGCCAUGCUGCCUCCAGCCAAACCGGGCUCCACCCUUGCUCUGUCCAGCCUGAGCCCCAUCCUGCCCCAGCUCUUCAGGGUGGUCAUCUCCAAUGCCGGGUGUCUGAACGAGACCUACCACCUGACCCUUGGUCUCCUGGGGCAGCUGCUGCUGAGGAUACCCCCCCUGGAGGCGGACGUGGCCGUCAGAGAGGCCCUAGCCGAUAAGUACGAGCUGCUCACCCCUGGAGAGGGGGCUGCCUCCGGGGCUGACACACAGGGCUGGAAGACCACCCAGCUACUUUUCAGCCUGGGGGCUGUCUGUCUGGACAGUCGUAUAGGUCUGGACUGGGCGUGUUCGGUGGCUGAUAUCCUGCGGAGCCUGAACACCUGUCCCCAGUGGAGUGUUGUCAUAGCAGCCUUCACUGACCACUGUGUCCGGCAACUACCACAAACACUCAAACGCACCAACCUCUUCACCCUGCUGGUGCUGGUCGGCUUCCCUGAGGUGCUGUGUAUGGGCACCCAGUCAGUGUUCAUAGACAAUGCCAACGAGCAGCAUCAUAUGAUCCUACUCAAGCACUUCACCGAGAAGAACCACGCUGCUGUGGUGGAUGUUAAGACCCGCAAGAGAAAGACAGUGAAGGACUACCAGCUGAUCCAGCCACAGGACUCCAGUGCUACAGGCUCCCACAGCCCAGGGUCCCAGGUCCAGGGCAUAGGUCAGGGUCAGGGACCCCCCCAGGCCCAGCUAACCCGCUACCUCAGUAACUUCACCUCCAUCAUCAGCCACCUGCUGCAGAGCAGUCAGGACAGCAGCACCCCCGACGCUGUGGAGGCCUCCUGGGUCGUCUCACUGGCCCUCAAGGGCCUCUACAACACACUCAAGAAGCACGGCGUUGCUGAGGCCCAGGAGGCCAUCCAACAAUCCGGUCUGACCCAGCUCCUGGUGAGGAAGUGCAGUAAGGGGACAGGCUUCAGUAAGCUGUGGCUGCUCCGAGACCUGGAGAUCCUCUCCAUAAUGCUCUACUCCUCCAAGAGAGAGAUCCACAGCAUGGCCCAGGGUCAGGACGGGGAGAGGGAGGAGAAGGAGCAAGACAAGGAGCAUGACUCGGACCACUCUAGUUGUUGUACCGACGACCCCGACCCCAACCGGCCUGACCCACUGGAGGGGCUCGACGAAGAGACUAAGAUUUGCUUCCAGAUUACCCAUGAUGCCUUAAACGCGCCCCUGCACAUCCUGCGGGCCAUGUACGAGCUGCAGAUGAAGAGAACGGACUCUUUCUUUCUGGAGGUGCAGAAGAGGUUUGAUGGAGACGUGAUCAAGACGGACGAGACGAUUAGGACGCUGGCUCAGAAGUGGCAGCCCACCAAGAGACCUCGCUCUGAGGAGAGGAGCACCAAGGCCGUGGACACUGACAUGAUCGUCGUGCCCUGUGUGUCCAAGCCCAGUCACUGUGAGAAGGCUACGGAGGAGACCACGGUGGUGACUCAGAAGCUAAUCACCAACACGGAGACUGACCUCCAGUUGAGCUACGCCAAGCAGCGCCGCACCAAGUCCUCCGCCCUGCUGCACAAGGAGCUGGACGCCCGCAGCAACCGCUCUGUCAGACAGUACCUAGUCAAGGUGAACCAGGCCAUCGCCACCCUGUAUGCCCGCCACGUGCUGGCGUCGCUGCUGGCUGACUGGCCCCAGGGGGCGCCACUGAGUGAGGAGGCUCUGGAGCUGAGCGGGGCAUCACACAUGGCCUACAUCCUGGACAUGCUGAUGCAGCUGGAGGAGCGACCACUCUGGGAGAGGAUUCUACAGAAAGUGCUGGUUGGCUGCAGCCAGAGCAUGCUGGGUAGUUUGUCUCUGACAGCGUGUCAGUUCAUGGAGGAGCCUGGCAUGGCCGUGCAAGUCCGGGAGUCCAAACACCCCUACGACAACAACACUAACUUUGAGGACAAGGUGCACAUCCCAGGGGCCAUCUAUCUAUCUGUGAAGUUUGACUCCCGCUGUUAUACUGAGGAGGGCUGUGAUGAACUUAUCAUGGGCAGCAGCUCUGACUUUCUCCAGGAUCUGCACAACUUCAGCGGCUCCCCACAGAAAUGGACUGACUUCGAGAUCCCUGGGGAUACUCUGCACUACAGGUUCAUCUCAGACAUGAGCAACACAGAGUGGGGAUACAAAUUCACUGUCACUGGGGGACACAGGGGCCGCUUCCAAACAGGUUUUGAGAUCCUAAAACAAAUGUUGGCUGACGACCAAGUGCUCAGCCACCUCCCAUUGGCUGACAUCUGGGAGUGGCAGGUGGGCGUGGCCUGCCGCCAGACCGGGAACCAAAGACUGAAGGCCAUCCACCUGUUGCUCCGCCUCCUGCAGUGUCAAUCACAGAGGGGCUGUGAGCUGACCCUGCUGAGGCCUCUAUGGCAGCUGUUCAUGACCAUGGAGAGCGGUCUGAGUCAGGACCCCACCAGUAUCACUGUACUGCUGCCCCUACACAGAGCACUCACGGAGCUCUUCUUCAUCGCAGAAGCCAGGGCCAUGGAGGAAGGCAUUCUCCAGGAGUACCUAUUAGCCCUGACCACCAAUGAACAGCUCCUAGCCCGCACAGCACUGGCUCUGAAGAACAUCGCAGCCAUCAGUCUGGCUAUCAAUUAUCCCAAUAAAUCCACCAAGCUGCUCAAUACAUCCCCCUGAGAAUGGAGAGAGAGAGACGGAACAGUGGAGAGAGAGGAGGAGAAAAAGAAAGCUAGCGACUUGAAGGGGUGGAUAUCCUCACAUCCUGUCUCUGCCAGCUCUGAAAGAGGGAUGAAGGGGAUGGAGAGAAAGAAACACCCUCUGAAUGUCUUCCUACAACAGCAGAACUGUAAAAGGGAUUCACUCCUUCCUUCCCUGCUUCUAUUCUCUCUCAAUCCCAAUUUCUAUCCUCUCUCAAUCCCCCUGUUUUCCCUCUCCAUCUCUUUAUACUAUUUUUACUGACUGGGGAGAAGGGGGGCUCACUCGACAACAACACAUCACUUUAUCACAAUCCUUUUGCCUUAGGUGAAUACAAUGUAUCAGCAUCGUGUGGGUUUCAAAGAAAGAAGAUAGCCUAGCCGUGUCUCUUUGUUUCGGAUUAAGAUGCUGUAGAAGCCCCUCUGCUAAAGCAAAUUAAGUGUGCCAAAUUUGUCACCUUUCUGUGGAGAAAUAGAAGUUUAUUUUCUGUUUAUUCUUUUUAUUUUUAAACAAAAGCCACCUUGGUUUUAGAAAAUCGGUCGCUCAUGGAGAAAGCGGGUCACCUUGCCUAGCUCCCCGAAUCCCUGUCUCUCUGUGGACAAUGUAGAGCAGAACUAAAAAUACAGCUACAGCCCAGAACAGGAGAGAACAUUUCUGUUUAGGCUCCUGAGCCUCAGAUUUGUCACCAUGGGGAGAGAGAACUGAGCUGCGACCUAACAUCUCCACUGUGUUUUCUCCACAGCUUCCUCCUUUUUGUGGACAUAGAGGACAACUGUUUUUGGCCCCAGUGUCAUAUGUCUAUAUCACAGUACUUCAUUUAGGGGGUCAUACGGGGUUACUCUGGAAAUAGUCUCAUGUUGUCAUACUUUGUAGUCUCAUUCAUUUGGGAAACAGAAUGGGAGAUUUUGCAAUCUAGGUUCCUCUAUAUAUUGGAUUUCAGUAUAUUCACAUAGUAUAUUGGAUUUCAGUAUUUUCACGCAGCGACAUAAUGGGAUAAAUUGUCAUCUAGGUUCCUCUAUAUAUUGGAUUUCAGUAUAUUCCCAAGGUAUAUUGGAUUUCAGUGUAUUCACACUGACUAUAGGUAUAUGCACCUGUUGACAUGGUAAAAUGACACAGUGCAUGGACAUGGCACCAAUGUGGUUAACACGAGAACUCACUUUUGUCGACAGUCACUGGUGUUGGCUAAAUAGGACACGAGUGAAAUGCUCAACCAACACGCACCACUGUAGAGUUGUCUGCAUGACAGUGGUCAUCUAUUGAUGGGGGUUAUAAUUAUAUAUUCACACUCUGGCUGUAUACUGUACUGUUGCUUCAAAGGACACACAUGAGGGGAAAGUGUAUUCCUGCCAUUUCUGUUCAAAGCUAAGGGAGAACAGGGUUAGUCAGCUGUGUGAUAUGAAGCCCAUUGUACAGCAAACACACACACACACCGUAUAAUGUGGCUAGUUUAUUAUAGUAGCCUGGCGGUCCAUGCUUAAUGUGCCAUAACCAACGUCUAGCUUGUGUUCCUUCAUUGUCAUGCUAAAACUACUUGAGAGUUGGCUAUAACACAUACAGUAUGUGGACCUCUCUAUUAAAUAGUGAGUAUUACCUCCACAUAUCAGAACAUAUGAACUUCUUAUGUUUCAUGAUCACAUUUAGAAUUAAAUUGUUUUUGUUUUAGUUCUUUAGAUCUUUUUUUAUUUGUAUUAUUAUUCCUUUUUUCCCCCUUUUGAUAAAUUCUCCUGAUCAAAUAGAUUAAAAGACAAAUGCCCUUUAUUCUAAAACAGCUUCCUUGGGGUGAAUUGGAUCGACGAUUCUAUUGCAGUGUUAUUUAGUACGGUGAUGGAAAUUCAUUGCAAUAUUCAGAGUUCUAUUUUUGUUUGAAGUUUUGUGUGUGGCAUAAUUGAAUAGGGAAGACGACGGAUGCCAAAGAAUACCCUUUUUGUCAAAUCAUUAAAUGUGUCUGAUAUGAUAUCUCUUCCAACCAGAGCACUUUAUGGAUGUGUUAACAUAACAGCUCUGUAUUGUGUGGAAAUAGGGAGGGGGAAAAACUAUAAGAGAUGUCUUCUUUUUAUUUUGGAGGUCCUGUACUGUUAUUGAGAUCAGGUUAGAGAGGGUUAGCUGGGUGCUAGCUGACGAUGACACAGGCUGUUGGGUCUCCAGUGUUUUUGUUUACAUGAGCGUCAGCCAGUGUUGAGCAUCUGAAAACGGUCGUCACAUGACCACCAAGAUGACCCCCAACACGGGCUUCUCUUCCCUCCCGGAGAAUCCAGUUCAACAGCGCCUCACGUAUACUCCCCUACAUCUUUAUUUGGACAGGGAAGCUAAAAGUUAAAUUUGUCUCUAUAUUUACGCAUUUUGGAUUUGAGAUCAGAUGUUUUAUGAGGCGACAGUACAGAAUAUCCCCAUCUGUUUGAGAUGAUUUUCAUACAUAUCUGUUUCAUUGUUUAGAAAGGAAAGCACUUAAUGUAUCUCAUCCCCCCCCCGCCCCCAAUUUGAAGAUACCAUACGAAUUUGUCCAAAUUCACUUAGUGUAUUAAAGUAGUCAGAAGUUUAGUACUUUGGUCCCAUAUUCCUAGCACUCAAUGACGACAUCAAGCUUGUGACUCUGCAAACGUGUUGGAUGCAUUUACUAUGUGUUUGGGUUGUUUCUGUUGUGUCCAAAAUAAAUGAAUGGUAAAUAAUGAAUUAUUAUAUGAGUAAUGAAUCCACUUUAAUUGUAAAAAAGAAUAGAGUAGGUUUCUGAACACACUUAGGUGGAUGCUACCAUGAUUACGGAUAAUCAUGAAUGAAUCAUGAAUAAUGAUGAGCGAGAAAUUAGAGGCCUCAAUAUUAUAUGCCCCCAAAAAGACUAACUCCCCUUUUAUUGGUAAUGGUGAGAGGUUAGCAUGUUUUGGUGAUAUGAUCUUUGUUCCUCUGUAACUUUGUCGCUCAUCAUUAUUAACGAUUAAUUUAUGAUUAUCCGUAAUCAUGGUCACAUUCACAUUAAUGUAGAGGUGUUCAGAAACAUUUAUAUUCUUAUUUACAAUAAAAGUGAUUCCAAAGUCACAGAUUACAUUAUUUACAUUUAUUUCUCUGCAAAUGCAUCCAAGAAGUUUGAUGUAGUCACAGCUUGAUGUAGUCAUUGCAUGCUAGUAAUAUGGGACCAAAUACUAAGACAGGAAAUGACUGAUAAUACUUUAACGUGACAUAUUUUAUAAAUUCCCCAUCGUUUUAUACACUAUAAAUACAAAAGUAUGUGGACACCCUUUAAAAUGUGUGGAUUCGGCUAUUUCAGCCACACCCAUUGCUGACAGGUCUAUAAAAUUGAGCACACAUCCAUGGUAUCUCCAUAGACAAACAUUGGCAGUAGAAUGGCCUUACUGAAUAGCUCCGUGAAUUUCAACGUGGCACCGUCAUAAGAUGCCACCUUUCCAACAACUCAGUUCGUCAAAUAUCUGCCCUGUUAGAGCUGUCCCGGUCAACUGUAAGUGCUGUUAUUGUGAAGUGGAAACAUCUAGGAACAACAAUGGCUCAUCUGCGACGUGUUAGGCCACACAAACUCACAGAACGGGACCGCUGAGUGCUGAAGGGCAAAACGCGUAAAGAUCAUCUGUCCUCGAUUUUAACACUCACUACCGAGUUCCAAACUUCCUCUGGAAUCAACGUCAGCACAAGUACUGGUCGUCUCGAGCUUCAUGAAAUGGGUUUCCAUGGCUGAGCAGCCACACACAAGCCUAAGAUCACCAUGCGCAAUGCCAAGCGUCAGCUGGAGUGGUGUAAAGCUCGCCGCCAUUGGACUCUGGAGCAGUGGAAACGCGUUCUCUGGAGUGAUGAAUCACGCUUCACCAUCUGGUAGUCUGGGUUUGGCAGAUGCCAGGAGAACGCUACCUGCCCGAAUGCAGUGCCAACUGUAAAGUUUGGUGGAGGAGGGAUAAUGGCCUGGGGCUGUUUUUCAUGGUUCAGGCUAGGCCCCGUAGUUCCACUGAAGGGAAAUCUUAAAGCUUCAGUGUACAAUGACAUUGUAGACAAUUCUGUGCUUGCAACUUUGUAGGGAAGGCCCUUUCCUGUUUCAGCAUGACAAUGCCCCCGUGCACAAAGCGAGGUCCAUACAGAAAUGGUUGGUCGAGAUCUGUGUGGAAGAACUUGACUGGGCUGCACAAAGCCCUGACCUCAACCCCAUCGAACACCUUUGGGAUGAAUUGGAACGCCGACUGUGACCCAGGCCUAAUCGUUCAACAUCAGUGCCCGACCUCACUUGCUCACGACACAGACAUGACACAGACAACGCUGGAUUCCUAUCGAGCAGAUGGUUGUAAAUAAUAUUUUAUUACGUUGAAAUGACUCUCCGGUUAAGUAGUGAUGCGUGACAUAUGCCUAGUUUCCUGAAAUUAGUCAUACAUAGCUGUACGAUAAAGAAUGCGACCUACACACUUCCUUAAACCUAAAAUGAGUUAAAACGUUUUUUUAUGUGAAAAACCGACAAAGCACAUCAGUAGGACAAAUAAAAAUGCAUUUUUGCAGAGCAUCUCCCCUUGUUGAUACGGAGGACGCAUGCCGAUUAAAUGGCCAAAAUGUUGGUAAGACAUCACGAAUGUCACAAUAUUUUGGGUACAGUAAUAAAGGUGACAUAUUUUGGGUAGAUGUUCCUAAAACUGAUUAACUGUAUAGAUGGAUUAUAAAGUAUGACAAUUAUUCUUUAUUGACGUGUCAUGAAUUUACUGUGAUGUCAUCAUAUUUGUAUAUGGCUUAUUAUAAUUUUAUGUACUACUAGAUCAUAUGGAUUGAAAAGUUGUAAAAAUCAUUUAAAAAAGCCAAAGGCCAUAGCUUUCUGGGUCGUCUUGCUAGAUUGAUGAAUACAGCCAUAGUACAACAGUGCAAAGCUAAAGAGUACACUGUAAGUGAUUCUGUCCAAAUACUUAUGUCACCUUCAAAUGGGGGCACUGGAUACAUAAAAUGCUUUCAUUUAUGAACUGUAAAACAGAUAUGUAGGAUAAUACUCUCAAAAAGGUGACGUGGCCUCGUUUUAACAUUUAAUCUCAAAUCCCAAAUGCUGGAGUAUAGAGCCAAAUUAAACGUUUUUAGCUUCAAUGUCCAAAUAUGUAGGGGGGUGUAUAUACAAUGUGCCUACAGUAAAAUAAAAAAUGAAGAAAUCAUAAUUGAACUCUCAUAUUAUUGUAAAUGUCUUCAAUUAUAUUUUUAAAGAUAAAUAUAUUGUUUAAUUUGAGCUUUUUUCUAUCUUUUUACUUUUAAAGGUUUUUGUUUUUUUGUUGAAGUUUAUUUGAAACUGACUUAGGUUUGAAUGUACAUAGUUGUGAAUAUUGUUAAUUGCACAUAGUAAUAAUAAUGCAGGGGAAAAAGAGGAAAGUAUUUCAAAUCAACCCCCAUACAAAGAAGAAUUAUAAUAUAUUCUAUUGUUCUCUAAAGACGAGACAAUUUGAUUCUUUUGAUUUUGUAUGAGUGGCACAUUGGAGAAAAGGGGGUGGGGGGGGGAGUACUGCUUGGAUUGAUUUGUUAUCCGUUUUUAAUUAAAACACCAUUUUGAUGCGGUA